Cladocopium goreaui is the source of this 235-nucleotide messenger RNA. Lineage: Eukaryota; Dinophyceae; Suessiales; Symbiodiniaceae. The record is from the annotation of a GenBank genome assembly.
CGAGAUGCCAAUGUACAAGGGCGAGUUCCAGCGGGCUGCCAAGCGCCGUCCCAUUCGGGAGGUGCUUCCCAUCCCUUCCCUGCGGCGGCCGCCCGCCGGCCACCAUGGCGGUGACGGUUCUGGUUCCGCCGCGUUCGCGGCGGGGCCGCCGCCGUUGCCUCCGGAGGAGCGACAGUUCUUUCGGUGGAGAGGUGGAGAGUCUUUUGCCUUGGAGCACUUGAAGAAGUACAUGGAG